Didymodactylos carnosus is the source of this 893-nucleotide messenger RNA. Lineage: Eukaryota; Metazoa; Rotifera; Eurotatoria; Philodinida; Philodinidae. The record is from the annotation of a GenBank genome assembly.
AGAAAUUCAAAUUCUGAAUGUCAAAUUCUAAUAUACAGACAACUGGCCUUGUGUAUGUUUUGUACUGUAUAUAUAUGUCAACUUCAUUCUAGGUUAGGUCGAGUCAGGUUAUGUGGAAAUUGUAAUUCGUAUUCUCACAUAACAUAUAGACAUUCUAGUGUGUCUAUAUAUGUCAACUUNAACUUCAUUCUAGGUUAGGUCGAGUCAGGUUAGGUCGAGUCAGGUUAGGUCGAGUCAGGUUAUGUGGAAAUUGUAAUUAUUACUGUGAGAUCCGCAAAAAAUUAGUGAGUGAUUUUCGAGAAAUACUUGAUAUUCUCAAAAUCGAUCCCUUGAAGCGCCAGAAAAAUCUAAAAACUGCUUGUGUUCAGUUUCUUCAAACGUUCAAUGCUGCUUGUUUACUGAGUAAUGUAACACCGUAUCUUCAUAUAGUUGGAAAUCAUUUGUACGAGUUUGACGAGAAAGAAGAUUUAGGAGCUUUUAAUAUGCAAGGGGUUGAGAAGGGAAAUGACCUUUUGUCCCGGUUAUACUUUUCUUCAACAAAUGCAGCAAAAAGACCGUUGUAUACUAUGAUGCAAAAGUUAUAUCGCAUGCUAGAAAUGGAGUGGAGCACAGAAGAGCGAGAAAAAAGAGAAAUUUUUAUGAACACACAUGUGUACGAUAUCGAAGAUGAUGAUUUUAUAGUACUUCCAGAUGCGAAUGUUCAAAAUAACGAGGAUUUAGGAAUAGAUUAUGACAUUAUUACUUCUGGAAGCAAUGACUCAAGCUCAGAUGCGAAUAUGCAACGACGUCGUCCACAACAUACUCUCCAAUUUUAUCAACAAUUAAAUAACAUUAUUUUAAUAACUGAUAUACCAAAACCUUUUAUUUGUGCACAACUAACUCCUUUGGCGUAA